Messenger RNA from Rhipicephalus sanguineus (brown dog tick), 1264 nucleotides. Its product is annotated as DNA damage-regulated autophagy modulator protein 1. The record is from RefSeq and is a predicted model, not a curated record. The transcript is spliced from 7 exons. NCBI's taxonomy places the organism in Eukaryota, Metazoa, Arthropoda, Arachnida, Ixodida, Ixodidae. Bases 213 to 1037 code for a protein of 274 amino acids.
GCGAACGGUGGUCACUAUCGCUGUUGCCGCCUUGGCGAGAAGAGUGUAGGGCAAACUCGCUUGAAGAGCCUACAAAAGGAUCGUCUCACAGGAUCUAACAACGAUGUCCAACGGUUUACGAGUGCCGUCCAAGUAACACAGGCCUCACGAAUCUCCAUCCUAAAAAAAAAAAACAUUUCCCGACUGUUAUCCUGUACACUCCACUGCGAGCCAUGCCAGCACCUGUGAGCAACACCAAUGGCCUGUGCAACGGAGAAGCUAAAGACGCGAGGCACUUCGUGUUCAGAAACCUGCAUUAUUUGCCCAUAACCGCCUUCGUGUGUUCCCUUCUCGCGAUGUUUGUACCUUACGCCAUCAGUGUCUACCUCGGGGACACGCCUGCGAUUCUACCGUUCAUCAGCGAUGCCGGUGGCGACCCUCCGCAGAGUAUAAUCUUUGGCUUGUUCCUAGGAGUGACUUCAUUCGUAGCUGUAAUAGGGAUGUACAUGAAGUACCUGAUGGUGUGGCAGCAGAACCGACACAUCCGUGACGAGCGCGUGGACACGGUGAAUCGGCUGAGCUGCAUCGCUGGCCUCGUCGUCUGCCUCGGAGGGCUUAUCGUGUCGUUGUCGCCAACGGGUCACCUGCGCAAGGAUUGCACCUGGUACUGGCCCAUGUUCGUACCUCACGUGAUCGGUGCCAUGAUGAUAUUCGGCGUCGGCUACACGGCUACGCUCCUGCAUCUCUACCUACAUUACCUGACUGACGCACGCUGGAAGACGUCGCCACUGUUCUACACCAGAGCCCUGUUGUCUCUAGUCGGCAUCACCGCCAUGAUUAUCACAGGACUUAACUGGCUGAUGUUCGACAUUAGCCUCAUGACUCCGCCAAGUGGACGAGGAAAAGUGUACCCGCAAGGAAUGCUCAGUGCGGUUGCGGCCGAGUGGUUGAUGGCGUUCAUCUUCCAGUCCUACGUUCUCACAUACAUCCCGGACUUCCGCAAAGCGACAUUCGUGCUCGACGUAAAGCUCAACGAAUUGGGAGAAAAGAAGGAGUAGGUGUAUCGUGUGCAAAACCACCCCUCAGGACUUUUUUUACAAGCAUUUAUGGGGGCCCACAGUUUGACUCAUCGACAUCUGUCUUGACCAUCGCUGGUAUGAUUGUGGAGAAUCUAUUCUACCUCAUGAACUUUAUUUUAUUUUCACUUUUCGAGGCAGACUAAUGCUACUGGCAUUUUAUUAUUUUAAACAGGUUUUGUGUCAUCGUUCGUGCAAAUAAAUAUUGA